Helianthus annuus (common sunflower) is the source of this 2811-nucleotide messenger RNA. RefSeq lists its product as uncharacterized. Bases 420 to 2261 code for a protein of 613 amino acids. Lineage: Eukaryota; Viridiplantae; Streptophyta; Magnoliopsida; Asterales; Asteraceae. The transcript has 9 exons. The record is from RefSeq and is a predicted model, not a curated record.
UCCACGUCAGCGGAUAUUACAGGCGGGAACACGUCUCAGAUCCCUAUACUCAAAAUUACGAUUCUGUCCUUGCACUUCCAAAACAGUAACUUAUACCUUUCCAUUAAUGCUCCUUUGAUCCUCUCGGAAACUGCUUCAUCUCCUACGUGUCCUCGCCGGAAACCGCCACCUCUCCCACCGCCUUAAACCUAUGUAAAUUCAUCAAUAUAUUAAACCUAUUCUAGAGAGAUUCCACACAGUGUUUGAAUUCAUGAACAAUAUAGAAACAUCAACAUCAACGUCAACUGUACGUUAUUUAAUGACGUUUGUUUUGAUAAGCGUGACGUGAUCCGUUUCAUUCUUCACUGUUAUGAAGUUCCAACGUGUUUUCGCGAGAUUCUUAUCAGUUGUUGGCUUUAUCGACCUCCAUCAGGCUUUAAAUGGAGAAAUGCGACAAUCGUCGGUACCUUUUCAGUUUAACUAGUCUUCAGAUAGGAGAUUUGCAAUCGUAUCUUUCGGAUCUUAGCCUUUUUCUAGCAACUGAUUGCAAGAACUUUUAUGUAUUGGUGGAUAAUAGACCAUGGCUGCAGGACUUGGUGUCACGGCCUGCACACUUGUGGCAGUUAAUGGUUACCAAGUCUCGAAUGUCACCAUUUGCGAUCACAAGAGCACGAAAGGAUGUAACCAACACGCACGAAUCUAAAAAUUUACAAAGAUGGUUUGCAGUGAUUGAUGCUGCAAUACUUUCGAAAAAGAAGGCUUUGCUACCUGUUGAGAAACUCAGAAAUUCCUUGUUUGCGAACAGCAAAUCGCAUAGGAUAUUAUAUGGAUUUAUUGUUUUUGAAGUGGCGUGGAAAGAUGUUCGCGGCAUUAAUUACUUGAAUGAACUUCAGACUGAUACUUCUCUUGCUAUUGAGGCGAAAUACAUGAGAAGAUGGGAAUUCGAUAGUAUAUCUCAAGCUGCUAAAGGCAUAACUUCGUGGUUUCCAGGAACACCGCGUGAGCGGUUUUUAUUGAACGACAAGCUAAACUCUAUGUUAGGUUUGAGAUCUGAAGGGGAUGUGUUUCAUGAUGCUCCAGACUGCAACGAUUCAAACGAUAAAGAUGAAGAUGAUGAUGAUGAUGUUAUUGAUGGACAGACAGAAAUAUUACAUGAUCAAAUGAGUACAAUAGAUGAAGCUAUUCAAUACAGAGACGUGUUGCUAUUGUUUCGUUUCAAUGAUCAUGAUCUUCCAUUUGAACUACAAGAAAUAAUUACGUCAGAUCUUCGAUUGCUUACUUUAUUGGAAGCUGGUCUUCCAUCUUGGGUUAUUUUCUUCCAAUCUUAUCCCGUAUUUUGCCAUAUUUAUCGUCCAUGGAUGUGCCCUCUAGCAAGAGUUUUAUACGUGGCGGUUUCUGUUGUCACAGUUGUCAUCGGGUUUUACGACUUGUACAAAAACAUCCCGCUUCUUAAGGCAGCCGCCGCCCGUCUGUGUGGGCCCCUUUUCGGGUGGAUAGAAACAUGGGAGAUGUUGUCAAGGAUUAAGUACCUAGGAACUAUGUUGUUUUUGCAUAAUUCUGAGAAGGCUUUUAAGUGGUUCUUGAGGAUGUCACGUAGCGUACGAUCAUGUAUUACGGUUAUCACACAGCCGUUAUCCGAACCAUUUAUGGUGUUUCUAGAGGUCCUUCUUCCCAUUUUCCAAGGGUAUAUCCAGAUGGGAGAGUAUCUUUGCUCGUUCAUUUGGAUUCUGAUCACAACUUGUUGGAAUCUAGUGGAUAGUCUAAUCAAAAUCAUACUAUUUCCUGUGUAUUUCAUCGCGUCAACCAUAUGGACGAUCGUGACAUUGAUCUUGUACCCGAUAUUCUGGCUCAUCUGUGGUAUACUUUAUGCUCCAAUUGGCCUUAUUAUCGGACUAUCAAAUUUCGUGGGAUUUAUGUUCAACCAAAUUUAUGAUUUCAUUGGAGACAUAUCACUGUUUCUGAGUGGCUUGUUCAAGUUAGCUUCGGCCGCUGAGUCGUCUGUAGGCAGUCAUGAGGUUUCCAUGUGGCGCACCCUUUGGAAUGAUCUUUUUUCCCAGAUUUUUCGUGCGAUUCGGAGCAUUUUAAGUGGCUUUGUCGCCUUCUUCACAGCUUGCAACAGGCAUCGGCUAAGUAUAUAUAAUCAUGUACAAGAAUUUGUUAGAAGGCUUUAUCAGCCAACUGAGAGAUCAUGCGUAUCGGAUUUCAUCCAAAGAGCAAAGAAACCGGCAGAAUCAAGGGAAAGAAGGAAGCCAUUGCUUAUUAAAAGUAUAAAACAGAGUUAACCAGUUUUUGUACCUAACUAAUUACAGACUAACCAAACAAGCAGUAAACUACAAAUUAAGUAAGCCCUCUUGACGGGUCAAGAAAACCUAUACGGCCAUACGGGCCAGGCCGGUCCGGGCCGGUCUCUUGUUUCAAAGUUUGUAAAUUACAAGGUUUUACAGUUAAUAUACAUGUAUAUGGGUAUUCGAAUCAAUACUUGAUGCACAUGUAUACCAAAGGCCAAUUUCAAUCCGUUUAUGAUUCUAGUGCUUCAAACCGGUAAAACUAAAUAAGAUUCCGAGUGUUGAAAAAAACAACUGGACAAGAUGUUCUUCCAUGUUGCAAUAUCUUGCCUUAUUAUGGAUUCCCAACCGUUUCAAGUGCUCGGCUUUCGGCUUUAGUUGGAUUCACUGGACGUGUUCGCAUCGACACUCUACGAAAUUCACUGAAGGUGAACUGCAUGUUUGCGUGUGUAUUUUUGAGCUUCUCUGUGGUGAUGGUGUAAUUAUCUGCAUCGUAAUUUCGGGGUGUGUAGUUUUCUUUAUUAAUAAAGUGGAAUUGGUUUUAACA